Molecule: messenger RNA, 2875 nt
Organism: Emericellopsis atlantica
Lineage: Eukaryota; Fungi; Ascomycota; Sordariomycetes; Hypocreales; Bionectriaceae
Product: endo-1,3(4)-beta-glucanase
Exons: 2
Coding region: 109-2604 (831 amino acids)
Cellular component (GO): cell surface
Molecular function (GO): endo-1,3(4)-beta-glucanase activity; glucan endo-1,3-beta-D-glucosidase activity
Source: RefSeq, a predicted model, not a curated record
CACCCAGUUGCAAGUAUAAAGCCUGCCAAACCUCUUGAGAGCAAUGAACGUCCAAGUCCAGUCGACUUGAACUUCAGAUCGCUGAUAUAUGGGCAGCUAGUCAUCGCCAUGAAGUUCACUACAGUCUGUGCCAGCCUGCUGUGGCUCGGGCAGGCCAACAGUUUCACCGUUUCUCCGCUCCAGCCUCGACAGCAGUUCAAGGCGGAAGUCUUUUCCACCGAGGAGAUUAUCCCCACCGACAGGACUGUCAAGAUAGAGUCGACUCCCGUGCCUACCGGUACUCGAGAGGUGCUUCCCGGUCUCCCCGAGGGUGUUGCGCCGCAGACGACCGGUACCGUCUACACCGACAUUUCUUCCCGGAGGAACCCACUCUUGACAAGUUCUAUUCCCGAACCGCGCAGGCUGCUCAAGCCUGUUGCCUCACCAACUCUGGAAGCAUACGGAGCCGAGAUGACUACAGUGGACAUGGACAAGCGCCAGAGCGCCGACAUCUUCGCCAACCCCAUUGGUACCAAUGGACCCCCUUCCCAGAUCCCGAGGCGUAGCGACCAUCCCGUCUCCCACGGUACGAUUGUCAAGAAUGGCGUCCUCUCCACCAACAAGUUCUACGCUGGCUUCCACUUGGGAUCCCAGACAGACCCCAUCUACCCCUUCCCCUAUGCCCUGCAGUGGCCUCGCGGCGGGGGGGUCGCCCGCAGCUGGGGCAUCUCCAUCUCGCACUCUGAGGAGCGCCAGCGUGUUUUCGGCGCCGACAAGUUCAACGGUGCGGCCGAGUACUAUCUCAACCCCGUGGGCAUCCAGUCCAUGAUUUUGUCCGCUGUCGAGCUGGGGUCUGCCACGGUGAUGCAGCUCGAGGAUGUUACGGCCUUCUCUGCUCGUGCCGUACUCAGGCCCAGCGCUGGUGCUGCACCCGCUGUGUCCUUUCCCCUUGUGCAGGGCAUGCCAUAUGUCACGGGUCAGUUCACGGGUGGACGUCCCAUGAUCCAGACGGGUGUUUUCUUCCGCUCCAUGACGCGUGUGCAGAACGAUCCCAAGUCGGGCGUGGCCAAGUAUAACUUUCUCCUCGAAGAUGGAACAACAUGGAUCGUGUAUGGAUAUGCGACUAGCGGCAGCAUGCUGGACCUCCAGCUUGUCAACCAGGGUCUCGCACAGAGCCGCAAUGCUUUCACUGGUGUCGUCCAGGUUGUCAAGAACCCUGGCGGCGCCGAUAGUGCGCUCGACGAUGGCGCUGGUAUCUAUCCCACAGGAGUGCGCCUUUCCGGCUCCGUCGCGGGCAGCUCUGGCAGUUACUCAUUGAACUUCAGCCGCGCUGGACACAGCCAGGGCAAAUUGUACAUGUAUGCGCUGCCUCACCACGUCGAGUCCUUCAACAGCGACACGGCGGGCCGCACCCAAAGUAUCAGGCUGGUCACCCUCACAAAGGGCCAGGCAAGGCUCGUCAGGGGAAGCUCGUGGACCAUGCUGGAGAACAGCAUCCCGACGAGCAUGGACUUUGCCCCGUGGGACGGAACGACGAAGAGGACUCUGUCGAAUGCUGCCAAAUCGGCCAUCCUGCCCAUUGCCCGCUCCGACAUCUCCCAGAACAUGGAUGCUCAGUCCAAUUUGGACUCCAUGUACUUUAGUGGCAAGGCGUUGGCCAAGUUUGCUCAGAUUGUCUACCUAACCAACGACCUUCUCGGCGAUGCUGGCCUGGCGCAAGCCGGUCUCAACAACCUCAAGGCUGCCUUCAACCGCUUCGCUAGCAAUAGGCAGCAAUACCCCCUGGUCUACGAGAGCGCAUGGGGUGGCGUUGUCUCUUCUGCCUCCUACACAACCGGUGACGCCAACGCGGACUUUGGCAACGCCUACUACAACGACCAUCACUUCCACUAUGGCUAUCAUAUUCUGGCCGCCGCGUACAUUGGGCACCUGGACCGCAACUGGAUUACCUCUAGCCGCGACUACGUUAACAUGCUCGUCCGCGACGUGGCCAACCCUUCCACCUCGGACACCUGGUUCCCUCAGUGGCGUAACUUUGACUGGUACCACGGCCACUCGUGGGCUCACGGCCUCUAUCCAUCCGCCGAUGGGAAGAACCAGGAAUCGUCCUCGGAGGAUACCAUGGCCGCCUAUGCUAUCAAGAUGUGGGGGACCGUUAUUGGCGACGCCGACAUGGUUGCGCGCGCUAACCUCAUGCUCGCCGUGCAGACACGCUCGUUCCGUAACUACUACUACUACGAGAAUAACAACCCGACGCAGCCCGCACGCUUCAUUGGCAAUAAGGUCGCCGGUAUUUUGUUCGAGAAUAAGAUCCACCACACGACCUUCUUCUCGCCGGAUAUCGAGGCCAUCCAGGGCAUCCACAUGAUCCCCGUCCACGGUCCGACUGGCCUAGUGCGCAAUAAGAACUUCAUCCGCGAGGAAUGGGAUGCCUUCUUCAGCAAUGGGCGGGUCGACCGCUUCGACAACCCCUGGAAGGGUAUCGCGUACGCGCAGUAUGCGCUGGUCAACCCGCAGACUGCCUGGUCCUUCUUUGCGUCCGGUAGCUUCCAGGACCGCUGGAUCGAUGGUGGUGCCUCCAGGUCGUGGUACAUGGCGUACGCUGCCGCCCUUGGCGGUGCGUAGGCGCACAACACCGUGAGAUACGUACGUGCACAACAUUGAGGAAAAGGGGGUCUGGCACUUAUCACUGUACUUGCAUUACUGUGGACAGCAUCUGCUAGCAAAGUCUUUGACCAGGCACAUGAGACAGCUUCAAGAUAUGCCCAGUACCUCUCACCAGUACCAUAUUGAACAAAAGAUUUAACGCUCUUCUGUCCAGGACUCCAGUCCCGAAACUCCGUACCAUUCCCCGCAUGGUCCCCAGACACUAUAUCCCUGAUGCAUGGGCCGUGCA